AUGAGCGAUUCCUCUGUUCCGAAAGUAUCGCUUCAAAGGCUCGACAGCUAUGACCAUGUGGAAGUCACCCACACAUCCGUGCAAGAGAUGGAAGUCUCAGCCACUGCCGAAAACCUCGACCAGGUACGUGUCACAAUCCCCGAGCUGCUUCUCUGGACACAGGAAACAACAAUCCAGUUGAAUGCUGGCUUAGAGAUUUUUGAAACCCUAGCGGAUGACGGCAGCAGCGAUAAAAGUGAGGAAGAAGUUUGGGAGCCAUACAAUGACUACAUCGGGGAAGGUGAUGAAAGUCCUGAGGUGUGCGAGGAAGAGGGUCAUUUCGCAUACGAAGAUAACGCGCUCGAUCUUGAAGAAGAUCAGUUCAGCUACGAGGAAGACACGCUUGACGUCGAGGACAGUGCGUUUGACUACGAAGAUGCCCUUGGCGACGAGGGAGAUUCAUUCGACUACUAG
Penicillium coprophilum is the source of this 453-nucleotide messenger RNA. RefSeq lists its product as uncharacterized. Lineage: Eukaryota; Fungi; Ascomycota; Eurotiomycetes; Eurotiales; Aspergillaceae. The record is from RefSeq and is a predicted model, not a curated record. The transcript is spliced from 2 exons. The coding region runs from base 1 to 453 and encodes 150 amino acids.